CCAUUUUUUCGCUCCCAUUCUUCGAAUCCUCCGUUCCAUGCCAGGCAUCCAAAACCGCUGCUAGGGCGGUGGGAUCGGAGGGAGGCGGUAGCCGGUCGAUGAGGCUCCAGAGCAGGAAUGAUCGUCGAUCGAUCGAGCCAGUCUUUGUUCAUCGUACUCUUCCAUAUAACGAUCAAGGAUCAAAGGAUAUCGUGACCAAGAAUUAGUUUCAGGAUGGUAGAGGAAGAAGAGUCUGAUUACAGCAAUAGGGGGUUGGGAUGACUGAAGAUGGAAAAUUUAUAGAAAGAGAGAAAUAUGACUUGGAGGUCGGGUGGCAGAGUUGCUUCAUUGAGCAAGGAUCAAUUCUGCAGGGUUCAUUCCUAUGAGGAUGAAAUGUCCUCCCACCUAGGAGGCUGCUAAUUUACCUUCAUCUCGCUAUGGGGCCGACAAUAAGGGACGCUUGGGGACUGGGUAUGAAGGUGCAGCAACUGAAGGUGGCAGAGGGCCAAGCAUUUGGGAUACCCUCAGUCAUAGGCACCCAGAGUUAAUAGCUGAUGGAAGCAAUGGGGAUGUAGCAGUUGACUCUUACCAUCUCUACAAGGAAGAUGUUAACAUCAUUAAGAGAAUGGGCAUGGAUGCAUACAGAUUUUCCAUCUCUUGGUCCAGGAUUUUACCAACUGGAAGCUUAAGUGGAGGAAUAAACAGGGAAGGAGUGGAUUAUUACAAUAACCUCAUCAAUGAGCUAAUAGCCAAUGGUUUGCAGCCAUUUGUGACACUCUUCCAUUGGGACUCUCCUCAAGCAUUGGAAGACAAAUAUGGGGGUUUCUUAAGCCAAUUAAUUGUUGAGGACUUCAGGGAUUUUGCGGAGGUUUGCUUUAGGGAGUUCGGGGACAGGGUGAAGUACUGGAUGACCUUCAACGAGCCAUGGACUUUCGCUUUGAUGGUGUACCCUGAUGGAGACAAAUUAGGCCAGUGUUUUCCUUGGGCAUCAGGGGAGUGCCAUGUUGCAGAUUUGGGUAGGGAUCCCUACACAAUUGCUCAUUAUCAGCUUCUGGCUCAUACAGCUGCCGUGGCUUUAUUCAGAGAAAAAUUCCAGGCUAUGCAGAAAGGCGAGAUAGGGAUAGCCAUAAACUCCCACUGGUUUCUACCCUACAAUGGAACAGAAUCUGACCAUGAAGCUGCUUCCAAGUCUCUUGACUUCAUGCUUGGAUGGCUUUUGGAUCCCUUAACUCAAGGGGAUUACCCUGCAAGCAUGAGGACUAAUGUAAAAGACAGGUUGCCAAAGUUCACUGAGAGAGAGUCCCAGAUGCUUAAAGGAUCAUUCGAUUUUGUUGGAAUCAACUACUACACCAGCCUCUAUGCCUACAGCAAUCACCCUUCCACUGAUGCGAACCCUAAUUUUUACAGUGAUCAACAUGCUAUUCAAACAGGGAAAAGAGCUGGAGUUCUCAUUGGACCGAAGGCUGCUUCAGAUUGGUUGUUCAUCUAUCCACCAGGAUUGAAACAGCUCUUACUCCAUGUAAAGACCAAAUACAACAAUCCAGUGGUGUAUAUUACUGAGAAUGGAGUUGAUGAAUUUAACAAUGAAACCCUAUCAUUGGAAGACGCAUUGAAGGAUGAUACAAGAACAAGCUACUUUGAACAACAUCUCUUUUAUCUUAAUCAAGCAAUCAGGGAGGGUGUGGAUGUGAGAGGAUACUUUGCAUGGUCUCUUUUGGAUAACUUCGAAUGGAGGUCAGGGUAUACACUCAGGUUUGGCAUAAACUUUGUGGACUACAAAAAUGGAUUGAAGAGGUACCCAAAGAAAUCUGCCAUUUGGUUCACCAAAUUUUUGAAGGGAUAAAUUCAAAAUCUUGAUUCUAUUCCUUUUUCUUUAUGAGAACAAAUUUGGGAAAUUACUAUUGCUCAUUAAGGAAUUGAACAUGGUGCAAUGCUGCUAUUUUGAGGUUGAUUUUGGAAGACCAAAAUAAUUAUGUUGUGCGAGUUCAAGUCUAUUUGGAUUAAUAUUGAGUAAAUUAAGG
Zingiber officinale is the source of this 2000-nucleotide messenger RNA. Its product is annotated as beta-glucosidase 12-like. The record is from RefSeq and is a predicted model, not a curated record. The coding region runs from base 605 to 1822 and encodes 405 amino acids. Lineage: Eukaryota; Viridiplantae; Streptophyta; Magnoliopsida; Zingiberales; Zingiberaceae. Gene Ontology annotation, biological process: carbohydrate metabolic process. Gene Ontology annotation, molecular function: beta-glucosidase activity. The transcript is spliced from 15 exons.